Messenger RNA from Brienomyrus brachyistius, 2735 nucleotides. RefSeq names its product kinesin-like protein KIFC3. The transcript has 7 exons. The record is from RefSeq and is a predicted model, not a curated record. Gene Ontology annotation, molecular function: microtubule binding; ATP binding; microtubule motor activity. Gene Ontology annotation, biological process: microtubule-based movement. The annotation marks the transcript as partial. NCBI's taxonomy places the organism in Eukaryota, Metazoa, Chordata, Actinopteri, Osteoglossiformes, Mormyridae.
GCUACGCCCUGCGUCCAGGGAACAUCCGUGUGCUGUGCCGCGUGAAGCCUGUCCUGAGGGAGGACCAGCAGGAGGACGGGCAGGCGGUCGUCGUGACAACUAACCCCGACAAUGAGUCGGCCGUCAUCGUGCUGCACAAGGGGAAGAGUCGCACGUUUGAACUGGACAAGGUGUUCCAGCCUCAGGCCACUCAGGAGGAGGUUUUCCAGGAGAUUGAACCCCUCGUGACCUCCUGCAUUGACGGAUAUCAUGUCUGCAUCUUCGCUUAUGGACAGACAGGAUCUGGGAAAACAUACACCAUGGAGGGCACCGUGGAGAACCCAGGUAUCAACCAGCGCGCUCUGAAGCAUCUCUUCAGUGAGAUUGAGGACAAGAAGGACAUGUGGACCUACUCUGUCAACGUCAGCUCGGUGGAAAUCUACAACGAAGUUCUCAGGGAUCUGCUCAGUAAAGAUGGAGAGAAACUGGACAUCAAGAUGAACCCAGAUGGCACUGGCCAGCUCCAUGUCCCUGGUCUUAGGGUUACUGAGGUUAAGAACUUCAAGCACAUUAAGAAGAUUCUGGCCACGGCAAAGCGGAACCGGGUAACUUUUGGGACCCAGAUGAACCACAACAGCUCUCGCUCCCACGCCUUGCUGACCAUCACUGUGCUGGGAACAGACCUCAUCAGCGGCACCAAAACAUGCGGCAAGCUGAACCUGGUGGACCUGGCUGGUUCAGAGCGGGUGUGGAAGUCCGGGGCAGAGGGCGAACGCCUCAAGGAAGCCCAGAACAUCAACCGCUCCCUGCUGGCGCUGGGAGAUGUAAUCCAGGCACUGAGGGGCCGGCAAACACAUGUGCCGUUCAGGAACUCCAGACUCACCUACCUGCUGCAGGAUUCCCUGGGCAAGGGCAACAAAACAGCCAUGUUAGUGCAGAUUUCCGCCCUGGAGAGGAACGUGGGGGAGACUAUGUGCUCGCUUAAGUUUGCCCAGCGGGUGUGUGCGGUGGAGCUGGGGCCUGCUACGCAGAAGAUCGACAGGACAGCCCAGUGCGAACAGUGCUCCUGAAUCGACCAGGGCCACCAACCGUCUCGGAGGACUACUACUACUCCUGGGCCUCGAAAGCAGACCCAAAGAUCUCAAUACUGACUAUGAGCCAAUCCGUCGAUUCCUAGGUGGACAGCCCGCGGAGGCCUUCCGUCAUCAUCAGCGGUUCUCCAGCAGACGCAGGAAUACGAGUGCUCCAUCGGGAACCAAAACCUCAGCUCAGAACAAUGAGGGCCUCCGAAUGGUGAAGAGGACAACAGCAAACAGCUUUACAAACUUCCAGCCUAAAAGCAGAUACUCAUGUCAAGUAGAAUAAGGAACCUCCUUUUAACACUGGUCAGCAGGGGGCGCUGUGAGUGCAGAACAUCUGGGUUUUUGCAUGUCUUGGCUUUCAGAAAUGGCAGCUCCUCAGUCGACUUGCAUGCAAAGAACUUGAAUGCUGGAGCCUCAGUGCCAAAACAAGUUGUACCUCACUGACCUGCAGUGCACCCCGACCCCCUAACAGUGAACAUUCUUGGUUUUACUGCAUUUACAGGAAACCAGGGCAGGGUUGGCUGAUCUCCACUUCAAACAGUCACAGCAGACUGCCCUGUCUUAGCGCAGUUAUCGCUCUCUCGCUAUUGUGAAGGGGUCCAGCCUCUAGAAAUGAGGUACAAAAGGAAAGGCAUCAUUCGCCUGGGACACUGUCGCAAUGUUAUUUAAAAAAACAACCAAUGUAAAAUAUAUGGCUUCGCCCUGCAGACUGUACCCUGACAGUCUGACAGUGGAGGUGCUGAGAUGUAAUAGCACCAUAUAGAAACGUCUGCUUAGGAAGUAAGACUCUGCUUUUGUGAAGUUUGAGGUGCAGCAGGUAUGCAACACAAACCAAACAUGAACCUUAGUGUAUUUGCCAUUUCUUACAUGUGAUUUUUAGCCCUUGGGAGAGAUUUAGUCAGCUAUCAUGUUACAUCUGUAGUACAGCGUUAACCUUUAAAAACAUUCACGAGAUUCUUUUCAACCUCAACUGAAUCCUACAUAGAAUCAUUUUUGGGCUUUUAAACGCAACUGCUAUUAGUCAGUGAUUAUUUGGUAUGUUUUAUUCUGUAGAAAUGGUUCUAGAGUAUAUUUAAAAGUAGUUUUAUUUAGUCAAUAAAGCCUCCCUUUAAGAUGCAUAUGUACAGUAUAUAUAUAUAUUCCUAUACACACCCGACUUGUGACAAGCUCUCCAAGUCAGUGUCCCUCGAGCCUGCCCUCGGGGACCCCCACAGCCCUCGGGGACCCCCGCAGCCCUCAUGUUUGCUGCCACAUAGCUCACCUGAACCAAGUAAUUAAGUAUAAACCGAUCAAGAACAGCAAAUAUCAGGUACAGGUGUUCGAGAGCAGAGAGCCAACAAAAAUGUGGACUGAGCGUCCAAGGACUGGGUCGUGUUAUCAAGUUAAAUUUCCAGGUCUAUGACAUAAUGGUAAAGUCAGUGCACUGAGUUUCACAGCCAGAAAACCAGUAAAGAGAAAUAAGCACCUUAAUGUUUAUGUGACUGGGUGUACUGGGCAACACAGGACUCUGGCUGCUGCAAAAGGUGAAGCGGAACCAAAUGGACAUCGGCACAAAGAUACCGAACUCAAAUCAUCACCUUGUCAAAAAGUUAAAUGAGCGUCAAGUGAAACAUUGUCAGCAAUGUGACCAGUGUGCCAACGACGUAGAGAGCAAUAAACCAGUAAAAACAAAAA